AUAUUAAAAUUAUUAUCAUCAUAUGAUAUAUGUAAAUUAAUAAUAAGAAAAUAUUAUAAUAAAAUAAUAAUAGGAAUUGUAUCAUCCCCAUUAACAUUAAAUAUAAAAACUUCUUCUCCUUUUAAUUAUGGUUUAUUUUGUGAAAAAAUAUUUGACUAUAUAAAAUAUUGUAAUAUAUGUAAAAAUAAUUAUUUUAAUAUAAAUAGAUUAGAUUGUAAUUAUUGUUGUUUUUGUAAUAAUAUAUUAAAAUAUAAUAAAUAUAGAAAAUAUAGGUUUGGUGCAAUAUUACUUAAUUUUCCAAUAUUAAUUAAUAAUAAAUUAUUAGAACUAUAUUUAUAUAAAAAUUAUAUAAAAAAUAUUAAAUAUAUUGUAUAUGAAAAUUCUGAAUUUAAUUAUACUAAUUCAGAGUUUAUAAUAAAAAAUUUUCUAAAUAAAAUUUCAAAAUUUAUAUUAUAUAAUAAUAAUUUUAUAACAUAUUUUAAUAAUAAAAAAUUAAUUUAUUAUUUAAAUAAUAAUUUAAUUAAAAAUAUAUUUAUAUUAUUAUUUCCUAUUACUCCUACUAAUACUAGAAAACUAUCUAAUAAUAAAUAUACAAUAAAUAAUAUAUAUAGUAAAUUAAUUGAAAUAAAUAAUAUAAUAAAUUAUAAAUAUAAUACUAAUUCUUAUAAUAUUAAUAAAUUAAUAAAUAUAUUUAAAUUAUAUAAAUUAAUUAAUAAUAUUAUAAGUAUUGAUAAAAAUUUUUUAAUAAAUAAAACAUCUUUAUUAAAUUUAAAAAAAAAAAAUGGAAUUUUAAAACAACAAUUACUUGGGUGUAGAUCUGAUUUUUCUAGUAGGACAGUAAUUAUUCCUGGUUCGGAUAUAAAUAUUAAUAAUAUUGGUAUACCUUUAAAUAUAGUAAAAUAUAUAUUAUCAGGUUAUCUAAUACAUAAUAAUAAUAAUAAAAUAACAACAAAUAAUUUUAAAAUACAAUUAAAUAAUAUAAUUAAAUAUAAUUAUAUAAUAGCAAAUAGACCUCCUACUUUACAUAAAAUGAAUAUACAAUCUUUCUCACCUAUAAUAAUUGAAAAUAAAGCUAUAAAAUUAUCUCCAUUAACAUGUUUAGGUUAUAAUGCAGAUUUUGAUGGUGAUCAAAUGUCGUUAUUUGCACCUUAUUAUAAAUCUAGUAAUAUAGAAUCUAAAAUAAAAUUAAGAUUUUUAUCAAAUAUUAUGUCACCAACAACAUUAAAAAAUUUAUCUAUCCCUACUCAAGGAAUAUUAGUUGGUUAUCUUAAUUUAGCUAUUAUACAUGAAAUUUAUUUUUAUAAAAAUUUAAAUAAUUAUUUUAAUUUAAAUUUAAUUGAUAUAUUAGAGACAUAUAAUAUAUACUGUAAUUCAUUAAAUUCUGAACAUAAAAUAUUUAUAAAAAUAAAAAAUAAAUUUGAACUUAUAACAAUAAAUAGAUCUAUUAUAAAAUUUAAUAAUACUAUAUUUAAUUUAUAUUAA
Messenger RNA from Babesia microti strain RI, 1482 nucleotides. The record is from the annotation of a RefSeq genome assembly. Lineage: Eukaryota; Apicomplexa; Aconoidasida; Piroplasmida; Babesiidae.